AUGAAUUCUCUACUUUGUGUGUCGGUUAGUCUCCUAUUGGUGCUAUUACAAUCUCUGGAAAUUAACAGCGAGUGCUGUAAUCUACAGAGUAGUGUCAAGUACACUCCAAAAGGUGAUUACACCUGCGAGGAAGCAGUGCCCAUGGGUCAACGCAGUCUCUUGUGUCUUUUGCCCAGAUGCUGUGUGGUAAAUCACAUGUGCCACGAUGCCAAAGUCUAUCCUGGCUUCUAUUGCAGUUCGGGUACGUGCAAUGCUGUCGGUUGUAAUUGUGAUGGUCCGUGUAUCGAUGGAGAUCAUAAAACUCUAGCUGAUCAUUUUAGACUUCUUUAUCCCAACGCCGAAUACGGCUACGAGACAGUGUCGGUGAAAAAUACAAGAGCCAUCACUGGCUUUAUUAUUUGA
Molecule: messenger RNA, 402 nt
Organism: Acyrthosiphon pisum (pea aphid)
Lineage: Eukaryota; Metazoa; Arthropoda; Insecta; Hemiptera; Aphididae
Product: protein Diedel-like
Exons: 1
Coding region: 1-402 (133 amino acids)
Source: RefSeq, a predicted model, not a curated record